Racocetra fulgida is the source of this 194-nucleotide messenger RNA. Lineage: Eukaryota; Fungi; Glomeromycota; Glomeromycetes; Diversisporales; Gigasporaceae. The record is from the annotation of a GenBank genome assembly.
AGGAGUCAACAGAAAAAUUUGAAAAUCCUUCUGCAAUAACAUAUGAAGAACACACAACAAAAAAAUUAGAAAGUCCUUCUGAAAUGAUAGAUGGUGAGAAGUCAACUGAAAAAUUAGUUGAUUCUGUGCUAAUGGGAAUGCUGUCAACGGAAAAUAUAGAAAAUCCCCUUACACUGAUCAAUGGUGCCUUAUAA